Messenger RNA from Eptesicus fuscus (big brown bat), 1098 nucleotides. It is a transcript of the gene RXFP4, whose product is annotated as relaxin family peptide/INSL5 receptor 4. The record is from RefSeq and is a predicted model, not a curated record. Gene Ontology annotation, biological process: G protein-coupled receptor signaling pathway; immune response. Gene Ontology annotation, molecular function: G protein-coupled receptor activity. NCBI's taxonomy places the organism in Eukaryota, Metazoa, Chordata, Mammalia, Chiroptera, Vespertilionidae. Gene Ontology annotation, cellular component: membrane.
AUGCCCACACCCAAUAUCUCUGCCCCUCUGCCCGUUUUCUGGCUCAGUCCCUCUGCCGGCGGUGUGCUGAGUGUGGACGACACUGCGAUGCCUGUCGAAUUCCCAGCCCGGGUUGUGGUUGCCCUGGCCUAUGGGCUUGUAGGGCCCAUUGGUUUUAUGGGAAACUUGGCCGUGCUGUGGGUGCCGGGUAACUGUGCUCGGCGAGCCCCUUGCCCACCGUCUGACACUUUGGUCUUCAACCUGGCUCUGGCAGACCUGGGGCUGGCACUCACUCCCCCCUUCUGGGCAGCUGCGUGGGCACCGGACCUCCACUGGCCCUUUGGAGGUGGCCGCUGCAAGGUGGUCCUGACGGCCACUGUCUUCAACGUCUACGCCAGCGUCCUCCUCGUCACGGCGCCGAGUGCUCCCCGAUACUGGGUGGUGGCCGUGGCUGCAGGACCCGGCACCCUUCCCCUCUUCUGGGCCCGCAUGGCCACGCUGGCAGUGUGGGUGACAGCUGCCCUGCUGACAGUGCCCACGGCAGUCUUUGGGGCAGAGGGGGAGGUGUGGGGCGUGCGUCUAUGCCUGUUGCGUUUCCCCAGCAGGUACUGGCUGGGGAGCUACCAGCUGCAGAGGGUGGUGCUGGCCUUCCUGGUGCCCCUGGGCAUCACCACCACGCUCCUGCUGCUGCUGGCCUUCCAGCGGCGGCGGCAGGAUUGCAGGGUCGUAGCCCGCUCCGGCUGCAUCCUGGUGGCCUCCUUCUUCCUCUGCUGGUUCCCCAACCACAUGAUCACUCUCUGGAGUGUCCUCUGUCCUCGUGAAGUUUGACCUGGUACCUGGGACAGCACUCUCCACACCCUCCAUCCCUACGUCUCCCCUGUCACCAUCUGCUUGGCACACGGCAACAGCUGCCUCAAGCCGGUGCUGUACUGUCUCCUGCGGCGGGGGUCCCGCAGCCUGGCAGGCCCCUUCAGGGAUCUCCGAGCACGGCUGUGGCCCCAGAACCGGGGUGAAGCAGGUGGCCGUAAAGGAGGUAGGCAGGCGGUGCGUGGAGAGCACCCCCAGGAGAGUGGCCCUUCUACCAAGCUCACCGACUUGGACAAAGGAACACCUGGGUGA